UUCUCCCUUUCGCGCGCUUCUUCUGCCAAAUCCCGUAAAUCCGCCGAACCAAAGGAUUUCGUAAAUGCGGGAUUUACCACGAAAGAGGGAAUUUUCCGUCAACCGCGGCUUUGAUUUAUCGUGAGAUUUAGUUUUGCAUUUUUGUCCGUUGGCUGGAUUUAGCUCAAAUCCGGCCUAAAUCUUGCAUCCAAACAGCCCCUAGGAGUCGUGGCGCUCGAGCUUGCCUUCGGCAGGCUACCCAUCGAGCUUAAGCGGACGGAAGAUAAGGAUUUAAACUAAAAAUCUUCCUGAAAUCUUGCUCAAAUCCUGCAUCCAAACAGCCCGUCAGGGAAGAAAAGCAUGGCGGAGGGGCGGCCCAAGACCUUGCCGGUGCUCCCAUGGAUGCGGAAUCCUGUUGACAUCGAACUCUUCGACAAUUGCCCUCUCGGUUUUAUUCCACUCUUAGAUCCAAGAUUAAUGGAGGCUUUGCAGAAAAUGGAUAUCCAAUCACUAUUUCCUGUGCAAGUUGCAAUGUGGCAGGAAACAAUUGGGCCGGGCGCGUUUGAAAGAGAUAUUUGUGUCAACUCGCCAACCGGGACUGGCAAGACAUUGGCCUAUGCUUUACCCAUCGUGCAGAUUCUCUCAACUCGGAAGAUUAGAUGUUUGCGUGCAUUGGUUGUUUUGCCUACUCGAGACUUGGCUUUACAGGUUAAAGAAGUUUUUGAUGCCAUUGCUCCUGCAGUAGGUCUGAGUGUAGGAGUAGCUGUCGGGCAAUCAUCUAUUGCAGAUGAAGUUUCAAAGCUGAUCGAGCACCCUAGACUUGAUAUGUUUUCAGCUUUUGAUCCGGAGGUUUGGCAAACUAAACUGCAAAGUUCUGUGGACAUAUUAGUUGCAACACCAGGAAGGCUGAUAGAUCAUAUUAAUACAACAAAAGGUUUCAGUCUGGAGCAUCUAUGUUAUUUGGUAGUGGAUGAGACAGAUAGGCUGUUAAGGGAAGCAUAUCAGUCUUGGUUACCAACAGUAAUUCAACUUUCUUGUUCCAAAAAUCAAGCAGGUUUUAAGGAAGAUGAGAUCGUCUCUUCAACGCUUAAUUAUUUGACCACCAUAAGACGAGGUGGUGUGGAAAGAGGAUUUAAGGGUAAAUGUUAUCCAAGGUUGGUUAAGAUUAUAAUGUCUGCUACGCUGACACAAGAUCCAAGCAAGCUUUCUCAACUUGAUUUGCACCAUCCUUUGUUGUUAACAAGUGGAGAUCGGCGGUACAAGUUACCUGAAAAACUGGAGUCAUUCAAACUAAUUUGUGAAUCAAAGUUGAAGCCAUUGUAUUUAGUUGUGCUUUUGCAAGAGCUAAGAGGGGAAAAAUCGAUAGUUUUUACAUCAUCAGUGGAGUCAACUCACAGGCUUUCCAAAUUACUUAAUUUAUUUGGAGAAUUACCAUGCAAGGUUAAAGAGUAUUCAAGUCUACAACACCAAUCUGUCCGAAGCAAAAGGUUGAAGGCCUUCAGGGAAGGUAAAAUCGAGGUUCUUAUUGCUUCAGAUGCAAUGACUCGUGGAAUGGAUGUUGAAGGAGUGAGAAAUGUUAUUAACUAUGACAUGCCUACUUAUGUUAAGGCAUUCGUCCACCGUGCAGGUCGGACUGCACGAGCGGGAAACAAGGGCCGUUGCUUUACUUUACUGAGAAAAGAUGAGGUCAAACGCUUUGGGAACAUUCUCAGCAAGGCUGGCAUGAUGGUCUGUAAUGUUCAUCCCUUACCUGCUAAUUCAGUUGAACGCCUGAGGCCCGUUUAUUCUUCUGCGCUGGAGAAGCUGAAGCAGUCUUUGGACUCUAAAAGAGGAAGAAAGUACAGUGUCAGAUUAAAUUCAGCAGAAGCUGGUGAAAAGUAGACAAAAUUGAAGGAAUGGAUGCAUAUUUUGAGAUGGCUUCUUUGCUAAUAAAUCCUACAACAAUGUUAUAGAAGCUUCCAUACUGACUUGGUAUUUUAUGCUGGUAUUCAACUCCUCCUAUCAUUCUCUUUGCUGAUUUUAGCGGAAUUAUUAGCGAUGUUGUAUGCAUCCUGUUUACUUGAAUACUUUCUUUUAUUCUUCAAAAAUUUGGUCUUUGCUUCUUUGGUUAAAUUAUACUUAAAUUCAUUUUGCUAAAAGAUUUUCAUACUUUAGUCUUUCCCUCCACGCUUAAAGGAGUUACCAAUAGAGAACUCCCUUGCCUGCUCAAGUGGUUUUGUGGCCACCGUUUUUUUUUUGGGUUUCUUUUCCCAUCUGCAGUUCAGCUUGCUCCAGGGAUUUGUUGUUGAUAAAUGCUCUUUACGCGUACUUAAAAUCAACCUAAUUUUACUGUAUAUUUCAGAAAGGCCCACCAUUUCCUUGUUAAUAAGGCUUACUGAAUUCUGUCAUGUGAUAUAAAGCUCUUUGUGUGGCAGCAAACAACAAACUGUGAAAUAGUGAAACAACAUUCUUUCCAUAGGACGGCUGUAUCUGUAAGUAGGUGCUUACAUGGUAUGAAGAUUAAUUCAUAUCCUUCCAUGAAUGUUUAACCUAUUUUACAUGUCAUUCAGCAACUGCGUAAGAGUUGCUCAUGUCUUCAAAGCUUGAGGAUCCUGAAGUGGAAAGUAAAAGGGCACUAUGGGUUCAUUGAGAUUCAUUAUUUCUUGUGAAGUCUACUGCCAUGGUUAGGAGUGUUUUCCAUACACUCGAGUCUCUUAGAAGUUCAUGAAUUUCCCCAUUUAGUUUCUUUUCUAGCUCAAAAUCUCACUGAUGAUAUUUAUAUAUUUGUUGCUUAGUCUGACAGACUUGCAAACACUCUUUUGUUUACCAGGUUACUCGAAGUUUGAAUGCUAGUUUUGGAGACGAACGCCAAGAUCCGGGAGAGCAUGAAGAGUAGACCACUAAUGAUGAUUGUCGAGAAAAUUUUUUUCCCUGUAGCUUUCUUCAAAUAGAUGAUUUUUAUGGAUAACGAACUCAUAUACUCAUACAGAACAAAAUGGACUAAUGGAUCCGAGUUUUGUUUUAAAUAAUGAUCUCCUCACAUCGUGGCCCUGUUUUAGGGAAAGAAGCAGUUCCCAUCAGGUCAUCUCAGCAUUCUUUGUCUUGGUUUCUACCAUCGGACAUACCUUCCAUAUGAACACGUCCUGUAGCUAAGGUUAGUCCGAUCGAAAGAAAUGUUUAUAUACAUGUGAAGUUUCUGUAUCUAAGUCAUUGAAUGUGUUGGUAAA
Messenger RNA from Dendrobium catenatum, 3185 nucleotides. Its product is annotated as DEAD-box ATP-dependent RNA helicase 1. Gene Ontology annotation, molecular function: nucleic acid binding; ATP binding. Lineage: Eukaryota; Viridiplantae; Streptophyta; Magnoliopsida; Asparagales; Orchidaceae. The transcript is spliced from 10 exons. The record is from RefSeq and is a predicted model, not a curated record. Gene Ontology annotation, cellular component: nucleus. The coding region runs from base 340 to 1860 and encodes 506 amino acids.